This is a messenger RNA of Trichophyton rubrum CBS 118892, 1138 nucleotides long. RefSeq lists its product as uncharacterized. Gene Ontology annotation, biological process: positive regulation of DNA-templated transcription. The transcript has 2 exons. Bases 311 to 1138 code for a protein of 275 amino acids. Gene Ontology annotation, molecular function: transcription coactivator activity; chromatin DNA binding. NCBI's taxonomy places the organism in Eukaryota, Fungi, Ascomycota, Eurotiomycetes, Onygenales, Arthrodermataceae. Gene Ontology annotation, cellular component: nucleus. The record is from RefSeq and is a predicted model, not a curated record.
CAUGGCGCGCCUGUUGUGAAUAUUCUAACAUACAUACAUAGUUGCCCACAGGCAGACCGGUUUUAACGCUCUUUUUUGACUUUUCGAGUUGCGCCUUCGAGACGGCUCGGACAAGGGCCCUGGGGUGCGGGCUACGGUUACAGCGUACAGCGUCUAGACGACUAGUGGCUGCAAAGAGGCACAGAGCACUCGACAGUCGCAGGGCCAGGUUGCGUCUGGCCCGUCGAGCUCGCCAUGUCUAUAAAGUAGGUCCCAAUCUUCUUCCCUCUUGGAUGGCUGUCUAGAUGAAUACCCUAUCUGCGGCCUCACGAUGGGCAAGUCGGUGCUAAAGGCCUGGAUGCUUAGUUGGGCCAUGGUCCAUGAGACCAAGGGGCUGGUCCUGCUGCCGAACGAACGCAUCAUAUACACCUCCCCACUGCGCACAAGCAUAGCUCUCAAGUCCAUUCAGCCAGGCCCCGACAAGCAGUCCUUCGCCAGGCAGGCCAGCACCGGCCAUGUCCACCUCACCAACCAGAGAAUCGUCUACCUCCCCUCGCAACCUACACAAGAGUUUCAGUCCUUCUCCGCGCCCCUGCUGAACCUCAUAGACACCCACGUUGCCGCACCCUUCUUCGGCCCCAAUGUAUGGAAUGCAGUCGUCCAGCCGGUCUCGGGCGGUGGGAUUCCGGCUUCCUUUGCAGCCAUACAGCUUAAACUCACCUUCAAGGAUGGAGGGGCAUUUGACUUCCACUCGAACUACGAGCAGAUCAAGGAGCGUCUGCAACAAGCCGUCGAGCGGGCCAGGGAGAGCGGGCUGAUGUCCGGGGACGGGGCGCAGGUAGGAGGCUCCGGACGAGACGGCGGUGCGUUUGGCGUCGUCGACUUUGCGAAUGUGCAUCUCGAGGACUUGCCGGCGUACGAGAGCAAUUCUACCACCGGUAAUAAUCAUGAUAUAUCAGGAACACUCCCCCCACAAACAAUAACUACCACAAACACAACCACAAAGACUGCAACGGCCACAUCAGCUGCAAACGAGGAUAGCAGGUCCGGCCGGCCGUCGUUCGAGACGCCUACUGAUCCGCCGCCGGGGUAUGAGGAGGUGCAGCAGCAGAGCGUCGCCAACGAGCUGGAGAACCAACUCCGCCGCCGCCGCCAGUAG